Colletotrichum acutatum is the source of this 780-nucleotide messenger RNA. RefSeq lists its product as uncharacterized. The coding region runs from base 69 to 566 and encodes 165 amino acids. The record is from RefSeq and is a predicted model, not a curated record. The transcript is spliced from 2 exons. NCBI's taxonomy places the organism in Eukaryota, Fungi, Ascomycota, Sordariomycetes, Glomerellales, Glomerellaceae.
CCUCACGGCUCAUUGCUAAACUCAUAGAAGAACCGUUUCGUGUACUGAUAUCCCCAGCUCCGUAGCCCAUGUGUAUACUCCAUUUCAAGCACCGUAUUAUCACAGUCUCGUCAUCUAAGCCCAAGCAGGAACAAUACUUCCCAGAACGUCAGCAGUUGCUACUCAAGAUAGCGAGAGAGAGACACACACACACACACACACAAAACACAAGCUGCCUGUAUAAGCGGCAGCUUCCCAGCGAAUCAGCACGCAACAAGAGCGCCCGACGAUCGCCAAGUUGCGAGAUGGCACACGUCAAGAUCUCCCCGAAGCGGAAACCUCCUCAUACCUUACCGCGUAAGGUGGGAGCUAUGAAGAAACCAACCCCUCCAAAGGAACCCCCAAAACCCCCACCUUGGACACACGCCGCAGCAGUAAGAACAUGGAAGUUCAAAGGCCACCGCCUUCACCGGGAGGUAACCCGGCCGUCUCGGCGUUACACGUCACUAGCCAAAGACAAAACCUACUUCCUUCCAUUCGUACAAGAUAAGGUGAGAAAAAGCGACAGGUCUCAGAAGCUAGAAUAAAACCGCCCCUCCUCUUCGGAGGAACACCUUGAUAAUGGAAAGAAUAGCCCGCCGGUAUUAUUCCCAAGCGGAAACCCUUUCAAACACGACAAGCUGCUCAGCUUGGCAGCAACACCCUUCAACUCUUCCCUUCCCUCACCCAAUCCCAGGCCCGUUCCAUGAUCCCCCAAGCUGCGCGAUCCGAAGCGAGGGAGGAGUAGGACAGCAAGAGUCA